This is a messenger RNA of Gadus morhua (Atlantic cod), 1585 nucleotides long. RefSeq lists its product as uncharacterized. Gene Ontology annotation, molecular function: DNA binding. The transcript is spliced from 4 exons. Gene Ontology annotation, cellular component: nucleus. NCBI's taxonomy places the organism in Eukaryota, Metazoa, Chordata, Actinopteri, Gadiformes, Gadidae. The coding region runs from base 550 to 852 and encodes 100 amino acids. The record is from RefSeq and is a predicted model, not a curated record.
GACACCCCCUGUAUCUAGGCAAUGGUACACAUUUGUGGUCAUGUGACCAUUAUGUUUUCAAGCCCCUUCCAUGUCCCCUUGGCCAUGAAGGAGAGAACCUCCUGGGGCUGUGAGUUAAGUUUAAGGACUACUUCAUGAUAGGAGCACCUCAAGGAGCCAAAAGUACCUCCACCAGAACGGGAUGGAUGAAUGAAGACACCUGGCCUGAGUUCCUUGAUCACCUGAUACAGCACACUAACUGCACCCCUGACCGUCCCAUGCUGCUUAUCCUGGAUAAUUUUAAGGCUCACAUCUCACUCAAAGCAGUAGAAAUAGCCAAGAGCAACGGUAUUGUUCUGCUCACUCUCCCUCCCCACACAUCCCAUCGCAUGCAGCCUCUCGACGUGACCCUGUAUGGCCCGUUCAAGACCCAAUACAGCCAAGCUCUUGAUGGGUGGAUGAGAUCUAACCCUGGAAAAACAGUCUCCAUCUACCAGAUUGCACGACCUGUGAAUGAGGCCUUCAUGUCAGCAGUGACACCACGCAACAUCACUUCUGGAUUUAGGUCCAAUGGGAUUUUCCCAUAUAACCGAGACAUUUUCCCUGAUGGAGCGUUUGCACCAUCCAUGGUGUCAGACCGGCCAAACCCUGAGCUGCAGCCUGCCACUGCAGAUGAUCCGGAUGGUCCACCCACUGCAGCUGGUCCACCCGCUGCAGAUGGUCCACAUGGCUGUGCCCCGCCAGCUGACAGAUGUGCCACGUGUUCCCAACCGACCUGGUUGUUCCUGGCUGUCUUGGAGUUUCUGUCCCCAGUAUGCUCUGUGUGCUGAAAACUUGUGGAGACUAGUUGACAUCACGGCUGAUGGGGAGUGAGCUAUAGGAAAAACGUGCAAAAACCGUUAUUGUCUAAAGUAGAUGAAGACGACAAAUGUGCAUAAAUAUUCAAUCCCAUACCUAAGACUACCCUUCCAUGGCUGUCAAACUGCAAUGAAACAUCUGGAGGAACAAUCUUGCUGUACUGAUUUUUGAUUUUUUGGUUCCUUGCCAAGUUGUAAUGGUGGAGAAUUUUUCUUUGUAGAAAAAUGUGUGUUGAUGGGGUUGUCUGAUUUAAAAAGUUGUUGUUUUUUCUCAUCCCUGAAACAGCUGCUCCGCACACUGGCCGUUAAUAAGACCAGCAAGUUCAGGCACAAGCUCCAGCUUUCUUAGAACCUCACACUGGUCUUUGCUAUUCCCCCGGUGGAACACAUCGUUCGAAGCAAAAUACUGUGAGGAUCCAGUGAGAGGGUGACCAUCUUUGUCAGCUGGCUUUUUUUUUUAAAUUUCAUCCAAGGCAAGUUGACAUGGACCUUUCCCUCUGAGGCCUGCUUCACGUUCUCUGGGGUGCGAUCCAGUAACCUUCCCUGAAAAGGGACAAAUAUUCCUGGCUGCCUGCGGUUGGCAUGCAGUGCCAGACCCCUGGCAUAAUCAUACAAAGCCACAUUGGGGAGGUGUUUCCAGGACAGCAAGAGAUCCACAAAGUCACGUGGACUCUCUGCUCUAAGGUUGAAUUUGACUGAAAACACAUCCCCACAUGGGCAAGUGAUAACUGCCCAACCACCUGUGAAAC